Molecule: messenger RNA, 395 nt
Organism: Glycine soja
Lineage: Eukaryota; Viridiplantae; Streptophyta; Magnoliopsida; Fabales; Fabaceae
Product: heavy metal-associated isoprenylated plant protein 21-like
Exons: 2
Coding region: 46-339 (97 amino acids)
Molecular function (GO): metal ion binding
Source: RefSeq, a predicted model, not a curated record
AUGAAUCACACUCUCACUAUCUGGCUUUGGUUUGAUUUCUAGAAAAUGGGUGCACUAGAUUACCUCUCCAACUUUUGCACUGUAACCAGCACUAGGACCAAGCAGAAAGCAAUGCAGACAACAGAGAUAAAAGUGAGAAUGGACUGCAAUGGUUGCGAAAGAAGAGUGAGAAAUGCAGUGAGUUCAAUAAAAGGAGUGAAAUCUGUGGAGGUGAACAGAAAGGAGAGCAGGGUGGUAAUGAGAGGAUAUGUGGAUCCAAAGAAGGUGCUGAAGAGGGUAAGGAGCACAGGGAAAGUAAGAGCUCAGUUUUGGCCAUAUGUUGAACAACAUCUGGUCUAGUGUGCUUUUCUUUGCUCUUUGUUCUUCUCUUAAUUAAUAAAUUAUUCUUUUAUAAA